GGAGGAGCCGCCCGGCCAUGGCAGAGCGCGGAGCCCCGGCGGACAAAGAGAGCCGCCCGGCAGAAGAGAGCGCGCCGCCGAGAUGGAACGUGACCGGCAAGACAUAUCAUCCAGACAGGAAUUCAGCCAUCACGGUGAUCUAGACCGGUAUUGCCUAUUGUGGCUGGCAGCAAGUCUCCAGGGCUCCUCCAAGGGCCUUUCCCACCACUUGAGGUCCUUUUUAAAUUGGAGAUGUCGGGGAUAGAAGCUGGGACCUUCUGCAUUCAAAGCAUGGGCUGUGCUAAGGGAUUAUUGUGGAAAUUGGAUGGAACAGAUUCAUGAACCGACACGUGCAAAUAACAGCCCGGAUUGGAAACCAUCCGACUGGUCCUUGCCACAGGCGUGAGCAGCCAUGAAGCUGAACGAGCGGAGUUUGGCCUUCUACGCCACUUGUGACUCCCCCACCGACAAGGCCGGCUUCCUCUACAAGAAGGGCGAGCGGAACACGGCCUACCACCGCCGCUGGUUCGUGCUGAAGGGGAACAUGCUCUUCUACUUUGAGGACCGGGAGAGCCGAGAGCCGGUGGGAGCCAUCAUCUUGGAAGGCUGCACGGUGGAGCUGUGUGAGUCCACGGAGGAGUUUGCCUUCGCCAUCAAGUUCGAGUGCGCCAAGUCCCGUACCUACAUCCUGGCGGCCGAGAGCCAGGCCGCCAUGGAGGCCUGGGUCAAGUCCCUCUCGCGGGCCAGCUUCGGCUACCUGCGCCUGGUGGUGAAGGAACUAGAGAAACAGCUGGAUGAAAUGCAGAGGAACCUCUCUGGCUACCACCGGGUCCAGAGGAAGGGGCCGCUUUACCGGAAAAACAAGACAGUGCCAAAUUUGGACCGGGCAGCCUUAGGCCCGGCCCCGCCGCAGGAGAAGCCGACGCUCCCAGUUUGCAUCCCAGCAAAAGAAAAUGGCUGUGCGCUGUGGAAUAAUUCCCAGGGGUCAGCCAGCCUGCCGGCAGGAUGCCCCCAAGCUGACCCAGGGAGCACGAGGACCUGUGGGGGUGGCAGCUACGGAGAGGGUCUCAAACCGCCCCCAUUGCCCCCUCGGAGGAGGGCCCUGUCGGGCAAUUCCGGUGGUGGCGCCGGAGGCCCCGGCCUUGACGGCCCCGUAUAUCCGAGCACGGCUUGUUUUUCCAAACUCCACGACUGGUACGGCCGAGAGAUUCUUGAACUGCGAAGGGCGUGGCUGGAGGGGCCAAAGGACAGCGAUCUCUGAGUAGCUGUUUUGGUUGAGGAAGCGCUCUUGGGAACACUGAGCUGGGCCACAGCCGGGCCGGGCCGGAGAAACAGUCAUCGGCUGCUGUGAGUAAAGCUCAGUUGCUGGAAAUGUUGUUUCUUGUGACCAGUAACGCGCCACGUCGUGGCAGCGGUCUGCACAGUUCUGGGGGGAAAGCCCCAACUGGAGCUGGCUCUUACCUUCCCACGGCCUUUGAGAAUCGCGUCGGCAACUCUUCGUUCCCCCUUGGGUCCUGCACGUCCUUGAGGAGACUGGUCUUCGAGGCCCCCCACCUCCCUGCUUUAAAUUAUACCAAUGGAGCUUUUGUGGAUUAAAAAUGAGGGUCUGCUUUGAAAAACAGUUGCCGUCACCACCCCUCAGGCCAGGCAAAAAGCAGCCAGGUGGCAGCCCAGUGUUCCUCCCUCUUUCUUCAUCGAUUUAGUAGAUCUUUCCAGAACUGAGUUGAGCUGCUUGCUGGCUUCUGGCAGUCACUCGACUCUUCAAGGUCAACACUUGGACAUGCUGUGGCAUUCAGUGUCUACCGUGAGGGGGGGAACAUGCACGCACGCACGCACGCACACACGUUUCUCUUGUUCAUGCAGGGGUCGAGAUCUUCCUCGCCCAAUUGAUUUUGACCAAGCCCACCGCUGAAGCUCUGAGAGAAGAUCGAGACACACACACCCCACCCCUCUCCCAAGGCCCGUCUUGGUACUGAAAUCAUGGCAGGAUAGAUUCGGGGAAGGCCAAGUUGUCACUUUGUGUGAUGCCGCCUGGGAUGCUACCACUGUUGUGUGUUGGGAACCCUAGUCUACAAGAGCCCAACCUUAUCAGUGAAGUCGAAGCCACCAGGAAGAGAUGUGGUGGCUGGGAAGCCGAGAAGAGGCACGGCCAGCCAGUGGGUAUCACGCGCCCCUCCUAGCAGAUUAAUUCAGCCUCACCUUUGAUUGGUUCUCAUCGGGUUGGGGUGGGGUGAGGCGGGUUAAGAGUCAAAGGCUUGGCCCUCCACCCCCAAGGACACUGGGGAGGUGGCCAUUAAGAGCAGCGAGGCUUUCCAGUGUUCUGAUGGUCUAAAGAACCUCUUUCAUCUCCAGGGCCAAAUUCCAGAAGCUCUUGGGGCCCACGUUCCAGUGGUGGGCGGGGCCAAAGGCAAAGGGUGUGUGGCCAAAACCAAAAGGGGUUGGGCUACAAAUCCCAGCAUACUGUGCCUUGAAGCGCUUACAGCCAGUAACUAAGCCCCAGGAGUGGUAUUUAGGCCUUUGGGGAUUUGUUGUGGGGGCGGGACUCCACAAAAGGCCCUCUCGGGUUUCAGUCGCCACGGAGCCAAGAAGCUAGCCCUGGGUGACCCUGGCACGGUCACUCUCUCAUUCUAACCUACCUUAUAGGGGGGGUGUUGUGAGGAUCCUAUGGAGAAGGGGAACUAGGUACGCUGCCUAGGGCUACUUGGGAGGCG
Elgaria multicarinata webbii is the source of this 2690-nucleotide messenger RNA. It is a transcript of the gene PHETA1, whose product is annotated as PH domain containing endocytic trafficking adaptor 1. The record is from RefSeq and is a predicted model, not a curated record. Gene Ontology annotation, biological process: receptor recycling; endosome organization; retrograde transport, endosome to Golgi. Lineage: Eukaryota; Metazoa; Chordata; Lepidosauria; Squamata; Anguidae. Gene Ontology annotation, cellular component: trans-Golgi network; recycling endosome; early endosome. The coding region runs from base 392 to 1240 and encodes 282 amino acids. The transcript has 4 exons.